This is a messenger RNA of Knipowitschia caucasica, 453 nucleotides long. NCBI's taxonomy places the organism in Eukaryota, Metazoa, Chordata, Actinopteri, Gobiiformes, Gobiidae. The record is from the annotation of a GenBank genome assembly.
AUGCCCGGGAAAGGUCUUCACAAAUACUUGUCGCGCUUUGAUGAUGCCAUGAAGCUGCGCGGACAGCUGGCCAAUGAGAAGCCGGCUGCAGACUCGGGGGCGGAGCCAGAGGAGUUCGACGCCUUCAGGGUUUUCCGGAUCGUUGGCAGCGUCCUCCUGGCUCUGUUUGUGAGAGUGUUCGUCUGCAAGUAUCUGUCGAUCUUCGCUCCGUUCCUGACCCUGGAGCUCGGGUUCAUGGGUUUGUCCAAGUACUUCCCAAAGGCGGAGAUGAAGGCCCAGACCACGGUCCUGACCACGGCGCUGCUUCUGUCCGGGAUCCCGGCCGAGGUCAUCAGUCGCUCCAUGGACACGUACCGCCGCAUGGCCGACGUGUUCGCCGACCUCUGCGUCUACUUCUUCACCUUCAUCCUCUCACACCAGGCCCUGCUGCUCUACGGGGACGACUCGGUGUGA